AUGACUUCAUCACAGGUGCUCACAAAGUUACUCACUUUUCUGGAGGUACGUUCCGCUCCGUAUUCCAUGUCAAUGCUCACUUCCAGCCAUGGCUUAUUUUCCAUCUCUCGCUUGUUUUGCCGACCGUUCUGUCUCUUGUCCAGUGUGGCGGCGGGAAGAAGAAGAAUAAGGGCAACAGCAGUGACUGUGAAACGACGGGAAAAGAGGAAGACGAGACUUCGGAUGAGUCGGACAAGAAGACGAAGAAGCCGAAGAAGAAGAAGGAGCCGAAGAAGAAGGCGCCUGCGUCUCCGGGAGCAGCGGCGGCCAAUGCUCCAAAGCCUCCGAAGAACAUGGCUGCGAUUGCCGGCACACAAGACCCCAACUACCAGACUCUGGCUGGACUCAACAAUGACGCCGUCUUCGGAGCCGGCGGAGCAGGAGGAGGAGGUGGCGGUGGAGCCGCUGGAGGAGCUCAAGGUGAGAGGAAACCUUUUUGAGUGAGUGAAUCUAAAUAGCGUCGUUCUAGGCCCGAAAGCUCCAGCAGCUGGAGCCAACCCCGGAAUGGCCGGCACUCAGGAUCCCAACUACCAGACGCUCGCCGGACUCAACAACGACGCCGUCUUCGGAGGCGGAGGAGCCGGAGGCGCUGGCGGUGCAGCAGCUCCGAAAGCACCCGUGGCUGGCGGAAAAGCGGCCACGAAUGAUCCGAAUUACCAGGUGACUUUGUUCUGUAAAAAACGAAUAACAACGCGAGUCCUUUCAGACACUGGCCGGUCUCAACAACGCCGACAUUUUCAAGGAUAAGGGCGCGGAAGGGGGCGGAGCUGCUCCUAAGGCGCCGGCAGCCGCUGGAGCGAAGGCGGCCACGAACGAUCCGAACUAUCAGACGCUGGCCGGACUGAACAAUAACGACAUUUUCAAAGUUAAAGGAUGA
Messenger RNA from Caenorhabditis sp. 36 PRJEB53466, 916 nucleotides. The record is from the annotation of a GenBank genome assembly. Lineage: Eukaryota; Metazoa; Nematoda; Chromadorea; Rhabditida; Rhabditidae.